This is a messenger RNA of Raphanus sativus (radish), 708 nucleotides long. RefSeq lists its product as uncharacterized. Bases 1 to 708 code for a protein of 235 amino acids. Lineage: Eukaryota; Viridiplantae; Streptophyta; Magnoliopsida; Brassicales; Brassicaceae. The transcript has 2 exons. The record is from RefSeq and is a predicted model, not a curated record.
AUGAAACGAGCAAAGGUGGCGUGGAGUACAAUCCCAACGCCGAAAUCUGAGGGAGGUCUUGGACUAAGGCCGUUAAAGGAGACAAACAUAACGUGUUGUUUAAAGCUCAUAUGGACGAUCACUUCGUCUCAGUUUCUCUGGUAUAGAGAUAAGGCAAAGGAGUUCCAUCGAGUGGAGGUGAAGAAUGGUAAAAAUUCCUCGUUUUGGUAUGAUGCUUGGUCUGAUAUGGGUCGUCUAUUGGAUCUCACGGGAAUUAGAGGGUGUAUAGACAUGGGGAUUUCUUUGAGCGCAAAUGUGGAGAAGGCUGCUUCAAGACGUCCACGGCGGUAUCAAUCGGAUCUCUAUACAUUGAUAGAAGAAGCACUUCAAAAACAGAGAAGCAAUAUGACGAUUGAGGAGGAUAUCUCAGUAUGGAAGUACAAAAUGGAUGGGUUUAAACCAAAGUUCAGUACUUCUAAUACAUGGUCGCUUCUUCGAAGCCCUGCCCCUACAGUUACUUGGCACUCAAGUAUCUGGUUCGCUCACGCAACGCUGAAGUACGCUUUUAUGGCUUCGCUAGCAGUACUUAACAGGCUAACGACUGGAGAUAGAAUGCUAUCAUGGAAUAGGGGUAUUGAUGCGACUUGCAUUUUGUGCACACAACAAUUGGAAACAAGAGAUCACUUGUUUUUAGUUGUAGUUAUUCACAGGAGAUAUGGUCGAGGCUAG